CCCCUGUAAACAAGAUGGCGACCUCCGGGAGAGAGCCCAAGUUUCCGAGGCCUUCCUCUCUCCAGGGAGGCAUGAGCAUUUCACAGACUGGAGCGCAGUCGAAAGUGCUGCACUCAGGAAAGGAUCGUUCCUCUUGCUGGUCUCCUUUUCCCAUGGGGCAGAGACCGAAAAAUACUGUAUACAAAGCCACCUCCUACCUGCUCCAGCACCUCAUUCACCGCUAUCAGGAGUCAGACGUGGAGAGAAAUUACUACGACCUGGAAGAGGGCGAGGGCGAAGUGGAAUCCGAGGUGUCCUCAGAAUCCGAAAUGCUGAAUUUUGAGGGAGGAUUUGAUGGGGUCCUGAGAGAGGAGGUCGUGGCUGAGAAGCUCUACCAGCUGGGGCGCUCAGGCUCUGGAACGGAGCAGGUCUAUCUCAGCCUGACUUUGUCAGAUCUUGACUUAACUGAUGUUAGCAUCCUCUGUGGAUAUGUUCACCUACAGAAGUUGGAUCUUUCAGUAAAUAAAAUUGAAGAUUUGUCUUGUGUGAGCUGUAUGCCUUAUCUUCUAGAACUUAAUGCUUCUCAGAAUCACCUGAAAACAUUCUUCAAUUUCAAACCACCCAAAAACCUCAAGAAGGUGGAUUUUUCCUGCAACCAGAUUUCAGAAAUGUGCAGUUUAUCGGCAUAUGAGUCUCUCACGAAGCUAAUUUUGGACAGCAAUGAGAUAACUGAAAUCAGUGGACUUGAGCUGUGUAGCAGUCUUACCUACCUUAGUCUGGCCAACAACAAGAUCACAACCAUCAAUGGCUUAGGCAUGUUACCAAUCAAAAUACUUUGCCUGAGCAAUAACCAGAUUGAGAAGAUCACAGGUUUGGAUGACCUAAGAGUCCUGCAGAUCCUCGAUCUGAGCCAGAAUCAGAUCAGCAGCCUCCAAGGCUUAGAGGGUCAUGAUUUCUUGGAAGUGAUCAACCUCGAGGAUAAUAAGAUUGCUGAGCUGGAUGAAAUAGAAUACAUUGAAAACCUACCUCUCCUUCGAGUUCUCAAUCUCCUAAGAAAUCCAAUUCGGGAAAAACCUGACUAUUGGUCCUUCGUCAUUUUUAUGCUACUUCGAUUAACAGAAUUGGAUCAGAAGAAGAUUAAAGUGGACGAAAAGAUCUCGGCCGUGAAUAAAUACAACCCUCCCCCGGAAGUGGUCGCGGCCCAAGACCACAUGACCCAUGUGGUCAACAGCGUGAUGCAGCCACAGAGGAUCUUUGACAGCACCCUGCCGAGUCUGGAUGCCCCGUACCCCAUGCUGGUGUUGGCCGGUCCUCAAGCAUGUGGUAAACGAGAACUCGCUCACCGCCUCUGCAGACAGUUCAGCACUUACUUCAGAUACGGGGCCUGUCACACCACCAGACUGCCUUACUUUGGAGAAGGAGAUCGGGUUGAUUAUCAUUUUAUCUCUCAAGAAGUUUUUGAUGAAAUGCAAAACACGGGGAAAUUCAUUCUAACCUAUAAUUAUGGUAAUCACAAGUACGGAUUAAGUAGGGACACCAUAGAAGGUAUCGCAAGAGAUGGCUUAGCAAGCUGUGUUCAUAUGGAAAUAGAAGGUGUAAGAAGUUUAAAACAUUCCUAUUUUGAGCCUCGAUAUAUCCUGGUGGUACCCAUGGACAAGCAAAAAUAUGAGGGCUACUUGAGGAGAAAAGGAUUAUUCAGUCGUGCAGAGAUUGAAUUUGCUGUCUCCAGAGUGGACCUUUAUAUUAAAAUUAAUCAGAAAUAUCCAGGAUACUUUGAUGCAGUAAUCAAUGCAGAUGAUCUGGAUGUCGCCUACCAAAAGCUGAGUAAGCUCAUUAGAGAAUACCUCGGAUUUUCUGAGGUAACUGCCAAGAGUUUGGUUCCAACCACAGGAGAUAUUAAGAAACCUCAGCUGAAACCUGAAAAGAUUUCUAGGAAGUUAAGAGUUUCAAAUGAGUUUGAGUCCCUGGAUUUUGCAGACAGAAACUACUUUGUGAAAUUAUGGGCCAAACUUUCAGGCAAAAAAACACCAGCGGAAAGAGAGUCUUUGGCGAGACAGUAUGAGACAGCCCGGCAGACCCUAAUGGGAAACACACCUCCUCAGCACACGUUCCUAUUUCAAAGGGGUCUAGUACCAGCACCUAUCAUCAAUAAUCUACGUUAUUUUACAGCAUUAGAACUCAAGAAAAGUUUUGAGCUUUAUGGAGAUUAUUUUAAAGCCCCCUUUGGAUCUUCUGAAAAGAGUGUCAUGGAUCCCAGGGAUUCUGUGCAGUAUCCUGAAUUACUUCAUUCUUGUCCAUGGUCAAAAGAGUUGCCUUUUCGGCCUCCAGAAGACAGUAUUUAUUCACACCAAGACUCAGUAGUAGACGAUACUGAGGAUCAUGCCCUGAAAGCACUAUAUAAAGAAGCAUUUCCACAUGGAAAAGGGUCUCUCCAACACAGAAGACACAUGGUCUCGGCCAUCAGUCGCCCAGGUUCCAACAUCAAACCCAUCCUCCCUCCGAUACCUCAGGGCCGCAAGUAGACCAAUACUCAAUGUUUGAUCUUAACAUGGAAAAUUCUCUCUGAUCAUGUCUAGUCCCUCUGUCUUACCUGGCCAUGCAUCCUGGCUAUUCCUCACUCAACCAACUACCUACAAAAGAACGUUCUAUGUGCCCUAAUUCUCUCAAUCAGCUUCUUUUGUGAUACUCUGAAUAGUAUCUAUCUUUUUUCAAAUGUAAGUUAUUCUUAGCUUUUAUUAAUGUAAUUUCAGUUUUUCCCAUUGCUAUGAAUGACUCUUCCAGCUGCUUCCUGCUCCGAAAUAUCAGAUGGCAAAAAUCUCCUAAGAUCUCUGCCUUGCUACAUGCAUAGUGGUUUGGGGAUAAAGCCAAUGGAAAUUGUUGUCUUAAAAUUUCAACAUGUCCAUUUAUAACAUUAGUGUAUACUUUACAGGAUUGAAAUAUUUUGUUCUUCUCAUUAUGAAAAAAUUAUAGCAUUCCAUUUAACUUCUGACCAGCAUGAUAUCUCAACUUGCUUUAGCAAUAUGAAGAAAUAAAGAGUAUCAGGUAUUUCUUUUACUUUACUCUUUUUAGACUCUGAUUAUGAAAAUCUUAUAAACAAUUUUCAUCAUCUUUGUAGUUUCACUUCCUGCUAUCUGCAAAAAAAAAGAAUUUUUAAUAGUUAUAGAUGAAGCUGGUAUUCAGCUGAUAUGUGUGAGCAAGACUAACCAGGUUGUUAAAAUGUUGAAACACAUCCCUUUGGAUUGGCAAAUGGCCUCUCCUGUGAAUCCUCUAUGCAUGAUGGUUCAUGGGAACCAUAGCCUUCACAUAGUACUGCACUGAUUGUUAAAUAUUUUAAAUAUCAAAAUCUGCUAAUGUUUUCCUUUUUAAAAAAUAUCAAAACCUCCUUCAAUAACCCUCUUUGCUAUAACUCAAAUUUGGAUGUAACAUGAUAUGCUAUUGGCUCCUGUCUUCCACCUAGCCCUAUUCUCAACUGGAAUUGGUUAAAAUUCUUUUCUUGGGGGUGGGUGGGAGAGGAUGGGAGGGGGAACUCGGAGGAGAGUAAUAGGCUGAGCCAGAGAAGGGAGGCAAUGGUCUCUGGAGAAGUAGGGGUGCAGAGAGUGGGUCUCAUGCCCCAAGAACCUUAGAGAAUAAGAUUCACCAGCAUCAUCUAAUCUUCUUAAAUGUUAUUAUGAAAUAUUUUAGACAUACUGGAAGGUAUAAAGAUAACAGUUUCAAUUUCAGACACUAUGGAAGAGAUGCCUUUUGAAAAUUUCUCCUUCUAAGCACAGCUUAAAAAAAUGUAAGAUUGAGAGAUAGAAGGGAGAAGGCAGAGCCCCCGAGGACACUGAGGCUUGAGUAAUGACAUAGUGGUGAUUUCUCUGAGUCUCCUUUUGUCAUAGACAUUUCCUUUCCUGGGCGCUGGAGAGACUACAGUCCCACAACACUAAUGAUGCAGACAAGAAAAGUUCCAACAGAGAGCCUGCUCUCUGUAGCUGGAAGACUAGGGAAGGAGCCGAUGAGCAGCAAGGGAACCUUCUAGACAAGCACUGCUUUACUCCACCUAAACGCUGCGAAGAAAGGCACGGUCCCGUUCUGACUCUCGCUCUUGUUAGCGAACUGUUGUUCAGCCUCUGAGUCGUGUCUGACUUUGCAACCCCAUGGGCUGCAGCAUGCCAGGCUUCCCUGUCCUUCACUAU
Odocoileus virginianus texanus is the source of this 4154-nucleotide messenger RNA. The record is from RefSeq and is a predicted model, not a curated record. NCBI's taxonomy places the organism in Eukaryota, Metazoa, Chordata, Mammalia, Artiodactyla, Cervidae.